Molecule: messenger RNA, 1113 nt
Organism: Cheilinus undulatus (humphead wrasse)
Lineage: Eukaryota; Metazoa; Chordata; Actinopteri; Labriformes; Labridae
Product: small integral membrane protein 29-like
Exons: 6
Coding region: 221-556 (111 amino acids)
Source: RefSeq, a predicted model, not a curated record
GCCGGUUGAGGAAUGUGUGUGUUUCUCAUGUGAAGGGAAAUGAACGCAGCAAGAAGGAAAUAUUUACUCAUGUACUCUAAAUGUGACACAUAAGCAAUGAUUAGAUUCAAUCUCGGGCUGGGAAAGUCUAUCGUAGCCUUUCAGAGGGAAUGACAGCGACAGCACUCCACUGAAUGUGUCACCGAGGUGUCAACUGAGGUGCACUGUACAGACCGGGUGUAUGAUGGAGGAGAUUGGGCAGAAGGAAUCAUAUUUCAAUCACACAACGCCUCACAUUUCACCCCCUAGCGCAAAUCAUGGAUUUAAUGGGUACUAUGUACUCAUCGCCUUUCUGCUCCUCACGCUGACUGGAUGUGUGGUGGCAAUGGUUGUUUACAUCAGAAGGAAAACAAGGUUAGACGAGCUGCGUCACAGGCUGAUUCCUCUGUACAGCUACGACCCAGCAGAGGAACAAGAUGAGUGGGGGGAUGAAGACAAAGAGGAUGAGGAUGAGGAGCUGGCUGAACCUUUAUACAAGGAGGGGAAGCUCUAUCUUUCAACUGACUAUGGGACAUGAACAAAAAAAUCAAGGCAGAGGGAAGACUGGAUCUAAACAAAGGAAGAUAUCUGCCUCAGCAAGAACAUACAAAUAUCUUCACAAACUUUAUAAAAUUCCCACCUUACCCAGCAGAUGGCACUGUCAUCCUGUUGUCUGUUCUUCACCUUGGUUGGGACUUUUUUCUUUUAAAGGCUGUACUGAGUGUUUUGAAGUAAAAGUCACAGUGCAACUGACAAAAUAAACUAAAAGCUGGAAACCACUUUAAAAGCCAAAACUUGCUGUGUUUUCUUUAAAAUCAUGUCUAUAUUGAACUCCAAAGACACACCUGUUUCUACUUGGUAAUCAGCGGGUUUGCUGAUGUUUGGAGGUUCCUGAGGUUGACACUUUUCUUGCACGUUCUGCACACAGAAAGAUGGGAUCACAAGGGGAGAGCAGAUGCCAGUCAUUUGGGGCCAAACUGGUUCCUGACCACCAUCCUGUUCACCUCUUCUCUCCUCCUGCCUGCUGUAAGCCUGGACAGCCUGACGUGUUACUACUGUCCCCUGCAGCAGAAAGGAAAGUCCUGUCCCAACAUC